CAUACCUCCACCACUGACUCGCCACCCUCUCUCUCACUCUCUCUCUCUCUCAACCCUUUUUAAAUUCUUAGAUCUCCUCUCUUUCUCCGAUACCACCACUCCAGUGGCUAUGGCUUCGACACCUCCAUUCUUGCUCUGCUCCCUUCUCUUCUCUGCCACCCUGUUCUAUUUCCAACUCCUGCCUCUCUCCGCCUCCUCCCAAUCCGACCAACUCAUCCUCCUCCCUCUCACGCACUCUCUUACCCAUUCCGAUUCCCCCAACGCUACCAUCCACCACCUCCUCAAAACCUCUUCGCUCCGCUCAGCCGCCCGCCACCGCCGUCACCGCCACCAGCAGCGUGCCCGGGAGGUCUCCCUUCCCCUCUCUUCUGGCAGCGACUACACCCUCUCCCUCUCCGUGGGACCCCCCGAUUCCCCUACCACCGUCCAGCUCUACAUGGACACCGGCAGUGACCUUGUCUGGUUCCCCUGCUCCCCUUUCGAGUGCAUCCUCUGCGAAGGAAAAGAAAUCCCCUCCACCUCCCCCUCCCCUCCGCCCUCGCCGCCCGCCGGCUCUCAUCUAGUCUCAUGCCGCUCCGCCGCCUGCGCCGCCGCCCACUCGGCCGUCGCCGCCUCGUCCUCCUCCUCGUCGGACCUAUGCGCUAUCGCCGGCUGCCCCCUCGAAGUUAUCGAGACGGACGACUCCUGCGCCGCCCACCCAUGCCCCCGCUUCUACUACGCCUACGGCGACGGUAGCCUUGUCGCCCGCCUCCGCCGUGGGUCCCUCUCCGUCCGGGCCCCUCCGCCUCCCGGGCUNNCCGGCUUCGGCCGCGCGGGCCCCCUUUCUCUCCCCUCCCAACUCGCCGCCCUCUCCCCCUCCCUCGCCGCCCGCUUCUCCUACUGUCUCGUCUCCCACUCCUUUCGCCCCGACCGCCUCCUCCGCCCCAGCCCCCUCAUCCUCGGCCGCUCCCUUCCCACCGCCGGUCCAUCCGAACCGGACUCCCCGUUCGUCUACACUCCCCUCCUCCCCAACCCCAAGCACCCCUACUUCUACUCCGUCGCCCUCCUCGCCCUCUCCGUCGGCCCGACUCGCAUCCCGGCCAGUUCCAUUUUGUCCACCAUCGAUCGGAACGGCAACGGUGGGAUGGUGGUUGAUUCCGGCACCACCUUCACCAUGCUCCCGGCCGAGACCCACUCCAGUCUAGCAGCCGAGUUCGACCGGCAGAUGGUGCGAGCCGGAUUCGACCGGACGGUCCGGGCGGAGUCCGAGACCGGGCUACGACCGUGCUAUAAUUGGGGGUCGGACCGGAACGCGAGCCGGAGGGUACCAGGGCUGGCUCUCCACUUCUCGGGGGACGCGAGCGUUGCGCUGCCCCGCAGGAACUACUUCAUGGGGUUCGUGAGCGGAGGGAAAAGGGUGGGGUGUCUGAUGGUGAUGAGCGGUGGUGAUGGAGAAGGGGAGGAGGACUACGGGGGACCCGCGGGUACACUUGGGAACUUCCAGCAGCAGGGGUUCGAGGUGGUCUACGAUCUGGAAGGCAAGCGGGUGGGGUUCGCCCGGCGGCAGUGCGCCGCCCUCUGGGACUCGCUGUCACGUGGGUGAGUCCAGGAAGUCACGUUCAUCGCACGUGUGGGGGAGUUGACUACGGUGGAUCGGUGCGCACGUGCGGCGUUCGAAGAUGGUAUGCUUUUUGCCCUCCUGCUUCUAGUGGGCUUUGGUGGUAUGGGCUUAGGUGGCGAGGUGUACGCAUACGUGUUCCACGAGGGAUUGUAUGUAAAUUAUGAGGACGGAUGGGUUCAUGUUGUAAAGGGUGUUGAUAUGGUCUGAAAUAAUGGGGACAGGGGCAUCCUGGGAAGGUGUACAUUAGUGGAUAUCAUAGGGAACAUAAAUUGUACAGCUGUGCACUAUAUUUUCUUCAACUUAAAAUGUUAAAUACUCUGAAAUAAUGUUUUAUUUUUUUAUUUAAAAAAUAGAUGCACCACAUAUGUUUCUAUAUAGAAUUGAUGGAAGGACUAUCUAUAUCAGAUCGAUGUAUCAUGGAGUUCCAAAAUAUAUAGAAAGGGUACAGU
Elaeis guineensis (African oil palm) is the source of this 2049-nucleotide messenger RNA. NCBI's taxonomy places the organism in Eukaryota, Viridiplantae, Streptophyta, Magnoliopsida, Arecales, Arecaceae. The record is from RefSeq and is a predicted model, not a curated record.